CCAUUGCUAGCCCUCCCACACACAGCAGGUAGCUAGCUUAGCCCCUCACUUUGUGGCAGAUCAUACUCGCUGGCUACACCACCACCCACAUCCAUCUGAGCAGUGGAAUCAUCAUCUCCUCCUAUAUCAGUUGUCAUCACCCGGCCUGUAGUGUGCGCUCUGAUCCUAGUUAGCUGCUGCUCUUCGUUCCGAUCCUAGCUCGUUGCGAAUUGAGCCAACGGAUCAAUCGCGCGCUCCGGCCGCCACAGCCUUUAUUACCCAAGCUGUUUCUUUUCCAGAAUUUAAAGAAGUAGCAGCUGUAGACAGUAGUUAUCCUCGUCGCGACCCCUUGUGUGCAGAGCAGGCGGCGGCGGCGGCGUUAGCUAGCUCGUCGAGCAACAUAUAUGGCAGCUAGUAGUAGCACGUAGUUACUGCAGUGAGGAAUUCGUCCGGAAUCGCGUUGGGAGCGCGCGGAGUAGCGGACGGCUGAGCGGAGCGCUCUCGGUUUGAUAAGGGUUCGCGUGUGUGUGUUCGGUGUGGGGGAGAGUAAUUGCACGCAUCACAAGAACACUCCUCGCCUCUACUUGGGCUCUCCUGCUCACGUGAUUCAUACUCUCCCUACUCCCCUCUCCCCACAUCCGUUGCGCCUUGCAUCUACUCUGUGCCAAUCACCGGGCAUAUAUACAUGGUUGUGCCUGUGCCGACGACGUUUGAGGGAGCGAGAGAGAUGGAGGUGGUGGAGGUGCGUGAGUACAGGGAGGACCGGGACCGCGCCGCCGUCGAGGAGGUGGAGCGGGAGUGCGAGGUGGGCUCCUCCGGCGGCGGCGAAGCCAAGAUGUGCCUGUUCACGGAUCUCCUCGGCGACCCGCUCUGCCGCAUUCGCAACUCGCCGGCCUACCUCAUGCUGGUAGCGGAGACAGCGAACGGCGGCGGCGGCGGCAAUGGCAGGGAGAUCAUCGGCCUCAUCCGCGGUUGCGUCAAGACCGUCGUCUCCGGCGGCAGCGUCCAGGCCGGCAAGGACCCCAUCUACUCCAAGGUCGCCUACAUCCUCGGCCUUCGCGUCUCGCCUCGUUACCGGAGGAAGGGGGUGGGGAAGAAGCUGGUGGGCAGGAUGGAGGAGUGGUUCCGGCAGAGCGGGGCGGAGUACUCGUACAUGGCGACGGAGCAGGACAACGAGGCGUCGGUGCGCCUCUUCACCGGCCGCUGCGGCUACUCCAAGUUCCGGACGCCGUCGGUGCUCGUGCACCCGGUGUUCGGCCACGCGCUCCAGCCCUCGCGCAACGCCGCCAUCAGGAAGCUCGAGCCGCGCGAGGCCGAGCUGCUGUACCGGUGGCACUUCGCCGCCGUCGAGUUCUUCCCCGCCGACAUCGACGCCGUGCUGUCCAAGGAGCUCUCGCUCGGGACGUUCCUGGCCGUGCCGGCCGGGACGCGGUGGGAGAGCGUCGAGGCGUUCAUGGACGCGCCACCGGCGUCGUGGGCAGUGAUGAGCGUGUGGAACUGCAUGGACGCCUUCCGCCUCGAGGUGCGGGGCGCCCCGCGCCUGAUGCGCGCCGCGGCGGUCGCGACGCGGCUGGUGGACCGCGCGGCGCCGUGGCUCAAGAUCCCGUCCAUCCCGAACCUCUUCGCGCCCUUCGGCCUCUACUUCCUCUACGGCGUCGGCGGCGCCGGCCCGGCCUCCCCGCGGCUCGUCCGCGCGCUGUGCCGCCACGCCCACAACAUGGCCCGCAAGGGCGGCUGCGGCGUGGUCGCCACCGAGGUCUCCGCCUGCGAGCCCGUCCGCGCCGGCGUGCCGCACUGGGCGCGCCUCGGCGCCGAGGACCUCUGGUGCAUCAAGCGUCUCGCCGACGGCUACAACCACGGCCCGCUCGGCGACUGGACCAAGGCGCCGCCGGGCCGCUCCAUCUUCGUCGACCCAAGAGAGUUUUAGGAGGAUUUUAGCUUUCCGUUUUUCCCUAGGCCUUUAGGGUUUUUUCCCGACCGUCCGAUCUCCUCCCGCACAUCCGACGGCGGGCAGUCGCUCCCUAGAACCAGCAGCGUCACCCCAAACAUGUGUCACUCUUCAUCUCGUCGUAUUUCCCGUUCCAUCACCAUCACUUUUUUUUUUAGCUUUUAGGUGUGAAUACAGUAAUAGUAGUACCUUUUUCCCAGCUAAAAAAAUUCAGAAAAGGGAGCUGCUUAACUGUAACUCGUUUGCUACGCGUACUUUUGCCUCAUUGCCGUUUACAACAUCCUGUGCGCACAGUACUUGCAUGUGUAUCGAAAGGCAUCGACAUGGAAUAGACCUGAAGAGGAUACAUGUCUGUUGGCUGUUGCAA
Molecule: messenger RNA, 2294 nt
Organism: Oryza sativa Japonica Group (Japanese rice)
Lineage: Eukaryota; Viridiplantae; Streptophyta; Magnoliopsida; Poales; Poaceae
Product: probable N-acetyltransferase HLS1
Molecular function (GO): acyltransferase activity, transferring groups other than amino-acyl groups
Source: RefSeq, a predicted model, not a curated record